Insectozyma verbasci is the source of this 1344-nucleotide messenger RNA. NCBI's taxonomy places the organism in Eukaryota, Fungi, Ascomycota, Pichiomycetes, Serinales, Debaryomycetaceae. The record is from the annotation of a GenBank genome assembly.
AUGAGUUUACCAUUACCUUAUUAUACCGAUGAUAAACAUUCUUUCGCUUAUCCUACUGUUCAUGAACGUUGGCCAAAGAUAAUAAAAGGUGCAAUUGACGAUGUUGAAUCAGAAAUAAACAAGUAUUCAAGUUUAAAAUCUACCGGUGAUGAAAUUUUAGCUAAUUUACGUUCCAUACUAGAUGAUUUUAAAAAUGAUGCUACUGUUAGAGAGUUCACUGAUUCUGAAAUUAAAUUAAAUCCACAUUUGAGUCAUUUUAAUAAAAGCUUACAAGAUUAUAAUUUAAUUAAACCGGUUAGUUGGCAACAUGGACCCUGGAUAUUUCUUGAAUGUUAUUUAUAUCAAUACAUAAACAAUUAUUUCAUUUCAAAACCAGAAUGGAAACAAUUUGAUAUAUUCCAUAAUUUAAAAACUAAAACAUUUAAACAAUCAGAGUUAGGUGUUUUGGAAUUGUGUAAACGAUAUGAAACUUUAUCUCAACAAAUUGAAAAAGCAAACGAAGAAGACUUGCACUUGUUGUUUAAAGAAUUUAUUGAUAUUUCACUAUGGGGUAAUGCUACCGAUUUAAGUUUAUUAGCUGGUAAUGUAACAUUAGAAGAUAUUAAAUCAGUUCAAGGUGCCCAAGUAAGAAAGAAAAAUGAAGAGAAAAUAAUUGUAAAUGAUUUAGACAAAGCAUGGAAUGAAUUAAAAUUAGGUGAUGGUGUAGAUAGAUAUGAUAUUGUCCUUGAUAAUUCUGGAUUUGAAUUAUUUGCAGACUUAAUAUUAAGUUUAUUUUUAUUAGAUUCAAAAUUAACUAAAGAGAUUCAUUUACAUUGUAAAGAAAUUCCAUGGUUUGUAUCAGAUACAAUGCCAAAGGAUUUCAAUGAUUUACUUAAACAAUUAAAAGAUGAGUCAUUUUUCAAUGAAAUUUAUCAAAAAGAUAGAGAAGCAAUUCAAGUAGUUGCUUCAAAGAUAGAAAGUUACCAUAAAAGUGGUCAAAUUAUAAUCCAAUCCGAUCCAUUUUGGACAUUAGACUAUAAUUACUGGUUUAUUCCAAAUUUUAAAGAUUUAUACAAAAAUUUACAAAAUUCAAAUUUAAUUAUAUUUAAAGGAGAUUUAAACUAUAGAAAAUUAACAGGAGAUUUACAAUGGAAUAAAACAACAAGUUUCAAAACUGCAAUACAAGAUUUAGCAACCACAAAUUUACCAAUCCUUUCAUUAAGAACAUGUAAAGCAGAUGUAGUAGUUGGAUUACCCCAAGGUCUAAAUGAAAAAUUAAUUAAAGAAUACGAAUCAAUGGGUGAAAAUGGUGAAUUUUGGAGUAGUUCUGGAAAAUGGGCCGUAAUUAGUUAUAAUAAACAUUAA